Molecule: messenger RNA, 6596 nt
Organism: Podospora pseudocomata
Lineage: Eukaryota; Fungi; Ascomycota; Sordariomycetes; Sordariales; Podosporaceae
Exons: 2
Coding region: 4567-6330 (587 amino acids)
Biological process (GO): microtubule-based movement
Cellular component (GO): dynactin complex
Source: RefSeq, a predicted model, not a curated record
CCGCUUCGUCUAUCUGACAUAUCUCCCUAUGUUCAUCACCGUUGGGAGGAGGGUGCAGAUCUGACAUACAGUAGGUAGAGUAGAUGGGAUUAUCUGGUACGGUCUCGCACUCUUGCGACCAACAUCAAAAACGCAAGGGUCAUAUGCCGUGCAAUAACCCCCCUAUCCGCCGGAUUCUUAACAAAGGGGCCGAUUCCGCGCCGUGAAGCACACAUAUAUCAGAUAUCACAUCUGACAUACAUGAGGGGGGAAAAGUGGGAAAGUGGAAGAUUUGCAUUCUUGCCACUGGAUAGGGGGGUUGUACGGUAAGAGAGUGGAAUUGGGGAGGGAUAUAUUGUGUAAUGGACCCUUUAUAUGGCUACCUGACGGAUCAAGGGACGGAGAGCGUGACUCCGUACUGCUGGAAUCGGAGAUAGGAGAUGAUACAGAUGAAUAAAUGUUGGUGGUGGAUUGGAUUCUGGUAGUGUGUAGCAAAGUCGGAUUCUCAUAUGAACAGGAUAGGUCAGGUGAGAACUGCCAUGCCAGGUGAUUUCUGUAAGAAAAAUAACAGUCACUUUACCGGUCAAUUUACUUGGUGGGCAAUUGGAGAUAUAAAAUGGACUUUCCUGACGAAUGGAAUUGUGUGGGAUGAGGUGUUGAAUAGAGAAUGUGGUGAUGCGUGAUCUUGCUACCUAGCGAGAAGAAAUCAUGAUGAGAAUGAGCGAUGAGAAAAGAAAGAAUCCAGGAGAGGGAAGGAGCCAGCAAGGCAAGAAUCCAUCUAGGGAAGGCGUCAGUUGAGGUAGGAACCUGUGGGGCAAAGGCACACGAGGGCAGGAGCAAGACGAGAGAAGGAGCGAUGAUGGCGAUGAUAAGACACGGCUAUACCCAUCAACAUUGCAGUGUCAGCCGACCUGAAAGUGGUUGAAUAUGUUUGUGAGGCAUAACUAAUGAUCAGAGUCUCAAGAGAUAAUGAAGAGAAUAUCAGACAACACAAGUCUGAGAAUAACGAACUCACCUUCCCUAACACUUCACAUAUAUGCAUCAUCAAUAUCAUGCUCAUCAGGCUUAUACUCUGCAUAUCAGUAAGAUGCUUUUCAUUACCGAUCAUCAUAACCAUCAUAAACCCCCCCCUACCAGCCCCAGUCCCAACCUAAAUCACCAAAAACUCCUACACAAUGCGCAUACUCGCUCGCUAAUGUACCCAGCUCCUCAAAGUAUCCAUACACAACAAAUAUAAUACAAAAACAAAACAAACUUCUAAAAUCCCAGCCAUAUUCAUCUGUUUUUUCGACUCCCCUUCCUAAUCAUCCCCCGUCAAAUCAACACACUCAACCUCCUCCUCCUCCACCUCCUCCACUAUCCUCCCCCUAACCCUAACCCCCCCAAUCCCCUCAUCAUCACUCUCCCCAAACAAGUUAUCAGCAUCAAAGCUACAAGUCGUUCGCUUACCACCACGACUGUAACUACCCCUCCCGAGAAAGUUCCCCGUCUUCACAGUAGUAGUACUCGCCACCACAAGCGACGGAGCAGGAAGCGACGCCGUCCUCGACAGCGCCGGCGGCCUGGAGCGCGGUUUCAGAGAAGACAUCAAAACAUCAUCGUACGCAUCCCUGGUAUGAGACGGUAUCCUCGGUGGAGCGGUAGAUUGUCUCAACCCAGCCUUCCCUCCCGACGGCGACUGCGGUGGUGCUGGUAGCGAUGACUUGGGUACGUUGAGUUUGGAGAGUGACGGGAGCUCAUCAUCGUCAGAGUCGUCGUCAUCGUGGCUAUCCUCAUCCGAUGAUAAAAAUUCAAUAGGAAUUGAAUAGGCUGGUUUGCUGUUUGUGACAGCAGCGGUGGUGUUUUUGGUGGUUCUCCCAAAGCUUUUGAUGGACUUUUGGGCUGGCGGCGCUUGCUGUUUGGACUUGGGUUGGUUCUGUGUCGAGGAGACUUUAAUCGGUAUAGCUCCCCCUGUGCCGCUUUUUGUUCUCUUAAAUGGCCUUGUUGCGCUGAUGGUUGGUGGUGUUGCGACAACGUCUGACAUUUGAGGUCGAAUAGGGGACCGGGACAGGUCUGGAGAUUGUCGCUUUGGCCGGAUGGGUGUUUUUUGGAUUGGUGAAGUACGAGGGGACGAGAGCGCCACAGGUGAAGAUGAAAUGAUAAUUGGUUCGUAAUUGGAAGACGACGAUGGUUGGGGCCUUGAUUGUGAGGAGCUUAAAGUUCUGGUGAUCGUAGGGCUGGCUUGAGAACCUGACAACGUCCAGGGGUUGACCUCGGCUGCUGGCUUGGCUGGUUGUUUUUUGGUGGGUGCUUUUCUGGGUUGUCUGCCUAGGGGCUUUGGGGCUGCUACUGGUGGCAUCGUUGACUGAGGCGGCGCCGCUUGGGUCGAGGGAACGGGGUCAUCAGUAGCGGGCACAGCCUUUUCAACGGCAACGGUAACUGGCUUGCUAACGGUGAAGAACUUCUCGAGCGCCCCGGGUUGCAUGCCACCCUUUGCUUUAGCCGGCUUCUUCGUGGCCGGCUUCGUGGUCUUCUUUCGCUUCUUCGUCUCCCAGUCCUCGACAGUCAAAGGGACGCCGAGUUUCAAUAGCGUUUCGGGGAUCCAUGCCAAAUCUGGGCCUUCGGGGUCGUAUGGCUUUUUCGCCGUCUUCUUAAGCCCUUCCUCCUCUUCCCCAUCUUCCUCGCCAAACUCGUCAUCGCUGUUCAGCGCUAGCCCACCUCGCCCGUGCUCCUCAACCUCUUCUAUUGGCUCAUUCGCAAGAUCGAGCUUGACGAUAUCAUUUGGCACAAAACAGACUCUCACCUCUGGCGUCUCAUCCGUGCUAUGGUGAGCACGCCUGGACUUGAUGCCCGUGAUCAGUGCGCCUUCCUCCUCCGCCAUAAGAUCAGUAUCAUCGCCAUAAUCCUUGCCUUCUGACGAUCGCUGCAGAAGAGAUUGGACCAACAGCCCAUGUGCGAGUUUGCGAACCAGAUUCACAGCCCCUCCUCGAUACUGCCAGUCGAACGUCUCACCCACAAACUCCCUGAGACCAAUAACAUCAACUGGAGACGUCAUCUUAUUAGGGAAAUUCGUCUUCAGUUUGUCGACCGUGGCGUGCGUCGAGACUACCGGAUGGGUAUAAUACCUAAGAAUCUCCAAAUCCGGAAAGUCCUCGGGAAUCGCCAGUCCUUUAUGUUUUGUGCGAAAAUAUCCGCUCUCGUUGGUGUCCCAUUCAUGGCGUAACCUUUCUCGCCACGCUUGAACCCCCUCCUUCCAGUCUGCCUUCUUGAUGCCGCAUAACUGUUUGCCAAAUCCAGCUCUGGCUGCCUCACAGGCGACUUUUAUGCCGCAUCCUGGCACACCUUCAGGAAGAUAGUCCCCGCCACUCAUCAGCGCAACCAGGACCAUACCCUCCCGAUCCAGUCCACUCUCGCCCUUGGCAAUUUCCUCCGCGUCGUAAAGUGUGAUGUGUGUCGGUACGUUCCCCUUCCCUUCCGCAGUCCAACUUCGAAGUGUCUUUCCGCAGCCAAACAUGAUGGUGUCGACAUCUUCGCUCAGCACGGCAUCCACCACUCCCUUUCGCUGGAGGAACGCGCAUUCAGCCUCGGCUUCGCCUGGCGCAUCGUGUAUGGCAAACCCAAAGAGUUUGAUCAUCCUUUUCGCCAUGGAGGUGGCUACCAUGUGUCCCGCGCCUCGGGGGCCGCCGGCGCGUUUGUUGCGCUUGAACGCUGGUUUGUUCGGACCAUCAAACACAAAGAGUGGUUGAAUUGCUAGAGAUAGGAGCCGAACAAGUCGGAAGAAUAGGGUUCGAAUGGCGGGGUUGGAGCCGCCGCGGGCAGCUUGGUUCUGGAACUGCCAUAUAGAAAUAUCGAUUGCGAGUCGGAACGGACGUGGGUUUUCGGCUUUCUCGAGAGUCGUCAAGGCGAGCUUGGUCAUGGAGAUGCGCUCGCCGGGGCCGAUUUCUUUGUAUAUUCUGCCAGAAGCGAAUAUUAGUACACAAAUUUGGACGGGAAGUUUUGGAUCUGUUUGCAUGUACCCUUUGAUACCCAUUGUGCCAACUCUUCAACCUUUCAACUGCUGGGUGGUGGCGAUUUUACGGGGGGAAGGGCACCAAAGAAUGAGCUCGGUCCUCAAGAGAAGAAUCUGCCAAAAGCCAUUCUCGUUGGCGCUCCCCAAGGCCGAACCUGAUUUGUCAGGCGAAAAAAGAAGUCGGUCGCGGUGGCAGGACGGAGGUGCGCCGUGAGGCUUUAUUGCCUGGAAGAAACGGACGAAAAAAGGAUGAUGCGCUUUGUUGACUGGUUGCCUCUUCAGGAUUAGAUUGCCAAGGCUGCCAAGCGUUGCCAUGGGUGAACCGUUAAGCUGACAGUUGGAGCUUGGUGGGGUGGAAGUGGCUCGGAUAUAUGCACAUCAUGGGGGACUUGGAUGCUGUUAUGCAACUACCGAGACGUCACUGCUGGUGAACUCAACAGUCAAACGGUCGAGAAAGCGGCGACAUUGGCUUUUGCAUCAUCAUGUUCGGAAUGUCAUGAACAGAAAUUGACUUGUAGGCCUUUGAGAGCCAUCCAAAUACACGAAUUGACGACUUUUUAUAUCUAAUUUCACGAGAACAUCAAGAAAAACAAGUCAACAUGUCUGGCCUGGGUUCCGGCUCUGGAGCGGGAACAACACCUCUCCCCCACCGCUCAGUCGCCAACAUCCGCUCCCCACACACCAGCGGCAAUACCAAUCCGUCAACCCCCUCUUCCAGCAGCCGUCCUGUUCCCACCUCCAGCUUUGGUUCCCCGUCCAGUUUGAGAGCAGAUGAAGAUAUCCUCAUUCUCGAGCUUGGCUCCCGCAAACUGCAAAUAGGGUUCGCCGGGGAUGCCUGUCCGAGGGGCACGGUCUGGUUCACCCCAUCACAGCUCCGCCGGGUGGGAGACUUCCGGGACUGGUCCUCCGAGUCCAAAACCAAUGUGGACUGGAAGACGAAAAAAGUGACGGGCGAAAAGUGGUGGACCAGGGAUCACGAGCUUUGGGAGUAUGAUGUGCGAGAGGUCGAUCUAGGUCUCAUUGGGGACAAGGUGGAGAGGGCGCUCAGAGAAGCUCUUACAAAAUACAUGUUGAUCGAUUCUCGGCCACGGAGAAUGGCGUGCGUGUUGCCCUCUAGCCUUCCUCUUCCCAUGUUAUCGGCAGUACUAGACAGCCUCUUUACACGGUUUCAGCCACCCACCAUAUCGCUGUUUUCGUCCCCCGUUGCAUUGACAGUUGGUGCUGGGGUUCGUUCUGCUCUGAUUAUUGAUCUCGGUUGGAGGGAGACAGUUGUUACCAGUGUUUACGAGUUUCGCGAAGUCAACACCAAGCGUAGUGUUCGUGGGGGGAGAUUGCUUGUGGAACAGACACACAAACUUCUCGCCAGACACCUCCCCGAAAAUCAGAAAAAGAAGGAGGGCACAACCUCCGAAGAUACCCAAGAUUACGACCUGAGCUUUGAGGAAUGCAACGACAUUGCUACUCGGAUGGUUUGGUGCAAGCCACAUCUAUCUUCUCCCAAAGCUCACAAAUCAAAGGAAGGUCUGCCCACCCUUCACGAACAAGAUGAAUCAGACUCUACGGAAGCCGAGUCCCCAACUGAGGCCUCAAAGACGGCCAGAAUUCCACUGCAAUCAUGUCGAUCACCGACCACGAUAGAGCUUCCCUGGGCAGCCCUUGCAGAACCCAGCGAGAAUGCCUUCUUUGACUCCCAGUACUCAGAGAGCAGCUUUGACGAUCAUGAGCUACCCUUGCCUCUGCUUGUCUACCGCAGUCUUCUGCAGCUACCCCUGGAUGUUCGGGCACUUUGCAUGUCUCGCAUCAUUUUCACGGGUGGCUGUGCUAGCGUUUUGGGACUACGUGGCCGUAUUUUUGGCGAAGUUUCCAAGCUGAUAGAGGAGAGAGGAUGGGACGGUGUCCAAGGAAAGGGAGCAGACCAGAUGCGGGCUAAUCCAAAGCUGCAGGGCAAAAGGGGCAGUCGGCCAGCAGUUAGUGGUCCUACUGGUGUCACCAGCCCGCCGGAAGCCGUCGGUGGUCAAGAGCAGGAUGGGGUCUGGCACGAUGCAGCCAAUACUGCCCAUGAAGCCUGUCCUGUUGAAGAGCAACUCGCGCGAGGGCGGGAUAAGAGACCAAGGGUGCAGGGGAAGAUGAGGGCCAUUGAGUCUGUCGGGGCGUGGAGCGGAGCAAGCCUGAUAGCGCACCUUAAGGCGGCGCCUAUUUCUACUAUUGAACGCGAGGCUUGGUUGCAGUAUGGUGCCGCAGGAGCGAGCAAGCCCAGCGAGGUUGAUCAGAAGUCAGCCAGACAGAGCUUUGGGCCAGGCGGCCUUAUCAGGGGUUCUGCUGCUAAUAACUCCUGGACAUUGGGGGUUUGGGGUGUGAAUUAGGUGAUGGCCAUCACCAUCUCGUCUUACACCCUCAAACACCCCUUGCCAUUCUUGUGUCUUUAUUUCUGGUUUAUCCCAGGGGGAUAGCCGCUGUCACAAUACUUAUUUCAGGUAGAUAUUACCCCGCAAGUGCGGUGCAGUGCAGAACAAAUAGUAUUCAUAAUGCUUUCUUCUCUUUCUCAGUUGUCUUUAUCCCUCCUUCCACCUAGAUUCUUCCAGGCAGUGAUUGCAGAGGAAGCCGACCGGACUGUCGGGACCGCGUGGCA